Saccharomycodes ludwigii is the source of this 1740-nucleotide messenger RNA. RefSeq names its product putative GTPase MTG2 (gene MTG2). The coding region runs from base 1 to 1740 and encodes 579 amino acids. Gene Ontology annotation, cellular component: mitochondrion. NCBI's taxonomy places the organism in Eukaryota, Fungi, Ascomycota, Saccharomycetes, Saccharomycodales, Saccharomycodaceae. Gene Ontology annotation, molecular function: GTP binding; GTPase activity. The transcript has a single exon. The record is from RefSeq and is a predicted model, not a curated record.
AUGUUUCGUUAUACUAAAACUGUAUUUUCACAAGUAUCAAGAAAAGGGAGAAAUAGACUUCAAAAUAACGUAUCUCAUAUUCCAGAUAAUGCACCCAGACUACAAGAAAAUGAAAACUGGCUACAAAACUUGUCUUCUGAAAAACAACUAGAGCCAAAGAUUUCUAAAGCAUUGAAAUUAGGCAAUAGUGUAAAAAAACAGAUUGAAUUGGUCGAAGACUACCCAAAUGGCCACAUAAUUAAUGAGAAUGAUAAAAUCGACAAUCAUGAUAGCACAAAAGAUUACACUAUAAUAUCUACGCCACCACAAACACCAUUUAUCCAUAUUAAAUCACCAUUAAUAAAUUUUACCAAUAUUAAAUAUUUCAAUCAUUCCUUUAAUAAACAAUCAAACGCCUUUAUAGAUGUUAGGAUCGUAAAAUGUAAAAGUGGUGAUGGUGGUGACGGAUGUGUAUCCUUUUUCAGGGAUGCGAAUCGUGCAGUGGGUCCACCUAAUGGUGGGGAUGGCGGUGACGGUGGCUCUAUAUAUAUUCAAACAGAUCCUGCGAUUAAUUCUUUGGCAAAAUUAAGUCACAGCUAUAUUGCUACCAAUGGUGGGAAUGGUGCAAAAGAUCAAUUAGAUGGGAAAAGGGGCAAAGAUAUUUUAAUAAAGGUUCCGUUGGGUACACUAGUUAAAUGGUCUUUUGAUCCAAAAAUCAUUAGGGCUUUCAUAAAUGAUAAAUUAGAAAACAUGACUGAAAGUAACAGCAAUCACAACAUUAGAAAUUUGUUAAAACAUCAAUUUGUUGAUUUGGAUUGUGUUGGUGAGUUUGCAACUGAUAGAGAUCCUCAAUACAUCCAACUAUUUAGAAAAUCAUAUGAGCCUGGUGAAGGUUGGGUUUUUAAAGAAAAGGAUCAUGAGUAUCAUAUUGGUAAGCAGUGGUUUAGGGAUUUAAGACAUAAAAUUAAGAAGCAUGAUUUGGUUUUAGACAAUGACGAAUUAUUAGUUGAUAAAUUUCCAUUGGAAGGUUUGGAUUUAGAUAGAGAGAUGGAUCACCCAGUGCCUUUGUUAAUUGGUGGUAAAGGUGGUAUGGGUAAUAUGCAUUUUUUAACUAAUUUGAUUAGAAACCCUAGGUUUGCAAAAGUAGGUAGAAACGGUUUAGAGCAAUAUUUUAUGUUUGAGUUGAAAAUAUUGGCUGACUUGGGGCUUGUUGGUUUCCCCAAUGCAGGUAAAUCUACUAUUUUAAAUAAAAUAUCCAACGCUAAACCCAGAAUUGGACAUUGGGAGUUUACUACGUUAUCUCCAACAAUUGGUACUGUUUCGCCUAGUUUAUCUAAACCAAGUUUUACAGUAGCUGAUAUUCCAGGUAUUAUUAGAGGUGCAAGUAAGGAUAAGGGGAUGGGAUUGGAGUUUUUGAGGCAUAUUGAACGAUCAAGAGGGUUAGUUUUUGUCUUAGGCAUGGACAGACCAGAGCCUCUCGAAGAUUUGAAAGUUUUGAUUGAUGAAUUGAAUUCACACGGGAUAACUAAAACGCAUAAUGCGUUGGUAAUAUGCAAUAAAUGUGAUGUUAAUCCGGAACAAACAUUUGCCAAAUUUAACUCGAUUCAACGUUUCUGCAAUGAAAUGAAAUGGGAUAUAUGCCCUAUUAGUGCGUUAAAUAAUGAAAAUAUAGACAUAUUGAUUUCGAAAAUGUCUGAUUUGGUUGAGCAUGGUAAAAAUUCAUAUAAAAGAGCCAUUAAGAUUAAUUUGGAAUCAUUAUGA